This is a messenger RNA of Aspergillus calidoustus, 1824 nucleotides long. The record is from the annotation of a GenBank genome assembly. Lineage: Eukaryota; Fungi; Ascomycota; Eurotiomycetes; Eurotiales; Aspergillaceae.
AUGCGCUUAUUUCGCGAAGUUCCAUUCUUUCCACAGGGUCUAUCGAGUACGCUUCUCUUCUCGCCUCUCCCCUCCCCUCUAACCUUUGCCAGGCUCAUGCUUGAGGAUCCCGAAUACGCCGAGGAGUCGUGUCCAGCCCCAAUCGUGCAGUGCUUGCAGGUCAAGCCUCUCUUUGCCAGCUCCAAUGGCGUCACGCGGUGGAGGGCGGUCUUCAGCGACGGCAAAUAUUGGAUCCAGGCCAUGCUUAGUCGAUCUGUUGGGCCCCUCGCUGAUGAUGGAGAGCUUGUCAAAGGUUGUAUCUGCCGCCUCAAGGGAUGUAUGCCAGUGAAAGUCAAAGAGACAAACGUUCUCGUCAUAACCUCGAUGGAAGUGAUUCGAUCAUUUGGGAUCCUCGACAAGAUUGGGCCCCCAUCCCAACUGGUUACCGCGGCCGAACCCAGUAGCCAAGUGAUCCAGUUUGGCGCCACGAAAGAAUACUUCUUCUCGUCCGCGCGAUUGCUAUCCUUUCCGCUAGAAAUAUUCAAUAUAAUUGUGGCCUACCUCAACCAGCGCGACAAGCUUGCCCUUUCACUAGCUUCGAAGGAACUUUAUGCUCUUGUACGGCCGUCUCUUUACUCUGUGGUUGAGCUGAAAAGCCGGGGGUCUCUAGUCCACUUUGCCGACGCUGCGGCACGCGAGCUGGGUCUUCGCAACUCCGUCAGGACAUGUAUAUUAGAGGGGGAUGUUUGCUGUAUUGGUGCAGAAGCCUGCAACUUCCACAUCGACACGAUUACAUCCUUACCUCUACUACGCAGCCUUGCUUUCCAUCCAUGUGAUGAAGUAGUCAGUGCAUGUUCCCUGGUAUUUAUGCUUCCAAGGCUGGUCUCGGACAGAACACUCCAGUCUUUGAAAUCCUUUUACAUUGACCUUGACUGCAGAUAUGCAUCUGACCUACCAAACAACCUUCAGGAACAAAUGCUGCAGGCAAUGUUUUCCGCGCCAGUGAUGAAACAUCUUCAGGUGUCUUACUGUCAUCGUUACCAUGACGACUUUCCGAACAGGAGGAUGCGCGAGAUCUCGAAUCUCCUACUAAACCAGACUCGGACCAAGUACACUGCCCUCCGGACUUUGGGUUUUCAAUGGGACGGUCUUCCCCUGCGCUUGCUUUACGCCAUCCUUCAGUUCCCUCGCAGACUUGAGGCGUUCGCGCUUCGUAUCUCGGGCAGGUAUGACCAUGCAUUGUCAGCCCCUGCAAUGACAAUGGACUCCGCACUUUCACCCAUUGCCGCCUCUGUCCGGGAACUUGAAUUUGAUUUCGUCCACCGCGUCGCGGGCAAUUGCCCCGAAACUGUCGGCUUGUUGUUUGGUUCCAAGGGGUUGACUCCGUUCACGAAACUCCAACAUCUCAGCAUCUCAGGCAGCUUUCUCACAGAAAUACACGGCUUCGACGGUAAGAGGCCAUGGUUUCCACCAUCCCUCGUCAGUUUAUCCAUCACGACUACCGAACUAUGUCACUCUGACAAACCGGAAAUUGACCUGGAAUCCACCCGGGUACGACGUCUCGUCCGCCAAGAGCACUUUCUUAUCUUUGACCCAACUACUCUCCGCUCUCUCCAAAUCCUAUCGGGGAUGCUCGAAUCGGUCCCUAACCUCACCCAGUUUAUCAUGAAGCCGGGCAGCCACGGCUAUGGAACGUACCAGCGAUCGUUCCUCGUCCGAUAUCCCCCGACGCUCGUGGUAGAACAAUCCCUGCAGCCGCUGGUGGAUCGAGGCCUUCGCUUUGGUCUUCAGUUUACAGAGACUUCGACUCUCUGGCUAGAAGUCAUGCUCGUACCUAGACUUUGA